Aspergillus ochraceoroseus IBT 24754 is the source of this 1095-nucleotide messenger RNA. RefSeq names its product alpha/beta fold hydrolase. The record is from RefSeq and is a predicted model, not a curated record. The coding region runs from base 1 to 1095 and encodes 364 amino acids. NCBI's taxonomy places the organism in Eukaryota, Fungi, Ascomycota, Eurotiomycetes, Eurotiales, Aspergillaceae. The transcript has 3 exons.
AUGUAUACACUCAGCUCAUGGCUGCUGCUCACAGGAGCUGUGGCUGCCCGUGUUUGCGAAAAUAGGACUAUCGAUAUUACAGUAUCAGCACAAAACGCGGUGUUCAACAACCUUACUACGCCAAAGACAAACGAGGAAGCGACAGGCUUCGCUGCUUUAACCGGCUAUGCAUCUAUCACUGGCCCAUAUAAACUUUCGACUCAAUACUGUUCGCCGAACGGACGCACCUCUGGUCCAGCACCCGUGCUGCAGAUUCUGACCCAUGGGUUCGGAUACGACAAAGUAUAUUGGGACCUGCCUUACAAUGCCUACAACUAUUCUUAUAUCGACGAUGCUCUCUCACUCGGGUACGCCACGCUCUCAUAUGACCGACUGGGCAUCGGAAACUCUUCUCAUGGAGACGCCAAAAGCGAGAUCCAAACGCCUCUAGAGGUAGCUGCCCUGGCUCAAUUGAUAGACAUGGUCCGGAAUGGCUCCUAUCCUGGGAUCAUAGUACCUCGCAAGGUCAUUCUCAUUGGACACUCAUACGGCUCCGUUCAGACAUACGAUCUCACCGCAACGGAUCCUAGCAGCGCAGACGCAAUAGUCCUGACGGGAUUCUCGCUCAACCAGACAUUCUCCCCUUCCUUCAUCGCCGGAGGUAACUGGCAACAAGCGUAUCUGACCCAAAAGAGCGCAUAUAACUAUACUCCAGGGUAUUUAGCCAGCGGAAACAUCAACGCGGAUCAGUACCUCUUUUGCCAUUGGCCCGAAUUCGAUCCCAGCCUUCUAGCAUAUGUCGAAACCAUCAAACAGCCUGUCACGGUUGGAGAGCUUUUGACGAUUGGGAGUGUCCCGGCGCAGAACCCCUUCGCGGGCCCAGUGCUGCUAAUUUCCGGAUCAAACGAUGUCCCCUUUUGCGGAGGGGAUUGCUACAAUACAGGGGGCGGUGCACCGUCAAUCCCAUCCGAUGCAGCCAAGGCGUUUCCUAACGCGAGGCCUUUUGAAGCCUUCGUCCAGCCCAAUACAGGCCAUGCGAUUAACCUUCAUUACACCGCGAAGGAGGCGUAUAAUUUUAUGUUCGUGUUUCUGGCGACAAACGGUCUGGGGCCAUGA